CAACGACAUACCGAACUACCUCGACCAGCAACAGAGGAAUCAGAUAUUGAACUGUUAACAGAGUCUACGCUAAAUCGAUGUGACAUGUCUUGAGUGGUGACUUUGUUGUUGAGAAUCAGAGCUUACCUAGCAGCCGGCUUUGCUUUCUCAUACGAGGUUAUUUAUUGUUGUUGUUAUCAUCCAUGAGAUGGCCCGACCUCGAGCCGAUACGGGGAACUAUCCAAAGGAACCGCAUUCUGUUUCUUUGAAAGUCCUGAGACUAUCGCGGCCAUCGCUGGUUCAACAGCAUGCAUUACCGCGCGACAGCGACAUCCGGAUCCCCCACACCGCAUCACUAGCAUAUCCAUCCGAAACCUCGGAUCCUGAGUUUGCAUUAUCUAACAAUCUCUCAUUACCGCCUUCAUUUGGCUCCGCUCACGUCGGAGAAACAUUUUCUUGUGCGUUAUGCGCGAACAAUGAAUUGAUCCCUGGAUCGACCACAACCAAGACAGCCACGGGGACAAAAAUCCUAGCUGAGAUGCAGACGCCUACUCAAUCGGUUCCGUUGGAGUUGGAAGCGGCUGAUGGGCUGGAUUUCUCGGAGGAAACGAUGCCUGGUGAGAGUCUGCAGCGGAUUAUCCGGUAUGAUCUCAAGGAGGAAGGCAACCAUGUCUUGGCGGUCAAUCUGUCAUACACCGAGACGACGAGUGGUGAUGGAUCGGCGACAAGUGGACGAGCUCGUUCGUUUCGGAAAUUAUACCAGUUCCUGGCCCAGCCGUGUAUCAGUGUGCGCACCAAAGCCACUGAGUUGGCACCGCGGGAGGUUCCCGACAAGUCGCAUGGUCCGUAUGGAAGACUGCCGUUGUUGAGGUAUGCUCUGGAGGCGCAGCUCGAAAAUGUGUCGGACUCGACGAUUGUCUUGGAAGACGCAAAACUGCAGACGAAAUCGCCGUUCAAAUCCACCUCGUUGAAUUGGGAUGCUGAGCAGCAUGAGGGAGCAGACGUUGACAACCCGAUCCUGAAUCCACGAGAUGUCAUGCAGGUCGCUUUUGUGGUGCAGCAGGUUCAGGGAGAGACCAAUGGUUUGGAAGAGCUGAAAGCCAGUUUGAGGAGAGAUGGGAGAGCUGUUCUGGGUCAGUUGGCCAUUCAGUGGAGGACGUCUAUGGGUGAGAAGGGAUCUUUGAGCACGGGUAACCUCUUGACACGCCGGAGAGGUUGAUUGAUUGAUGGCUGGAUGGAUGAAAGCCAAGCACAUACUUGAUAGAAUACAGUGUUGUAGACCAGGCAUCC
This is a messenger RNA of Exophiala mesophila, 1269 nucleotides long. RefSeq lists its product as uncharacterized. Gene Ontology annotation, cellular component: TRAPPIII protein complex. The transcript has 3 exons. The record is from RefSeq and is a predicted model, not a curated record. The coding region runs from base 188 to 1198 and encodes 336 amino acids. NCBI's taxonomy places the organism in Eukaryota, Fungi, Ascomycota, Eurotiomycetes, Chaetothyriales, Herpotrichiellaceae.